AUGAUGAAUCCAGUUGAUAAGAAGUUUGGUUGGGUAAUUAAGGGUUUCUCCUCUUUGCAGUUUGAGAAGUGUUAUUCUGUUCCAGUUUUGAUCAGCGACUGCAAAUGGUAUGAAACAUACUCGUUGUAUGUAGAUCUUGACGUCUUGUUUCCUAAAGGAAACAAUGGCGACUACUUGUCUCUGUAUCUGGACGUUGCUGAUUUUGAAACACUGCCUUGUGGAUGGAGAAGAUAUGUGAAACUGAGACUUACUAAACCGAGAACUGCUUUGAUGGAAAGUCGACAAUUUGGGGUUCCAGCAAUGCUUCCGCUUUUCAAACUUGAGAAUGAUGGUGGGUUUCUUGUGAAGGGACAAGUGAUGAUUGUUGCAGAGUUGGAUGUUUUUGAAGUAAUUGGCACAUUUGAUGAUGUGGUGGCUGCUGAGUCUAGUGACCUGCUUAAGAAAACUUCACUUGGGAUCAAUGCCAAUGGGACUAAGCAGGUUGAAAAUUCAGUGAAACCCCCUCCAAAGAAAACUUGGAACAGAAAGUUUGAUUAUUGUUGUUGA
Molecule: messenger RNA, 546 nt
Organism: Brassica rapa (field mustard)
Lineage: Eukaryota; Viridiplantae; Streptophyta; Magnoliopsida; Brassicales; Brassicaceae
Product: MATH domain and coiled-coil domain-containing protein At3g58340
Molecular function (GO): protein binding
Source: RefSeq, a predicted model, not a curated record